CCCCGUCCGACGUGCGCACGCUUGUCUAGCAGCCCCGCCCGGAAUUUGCCCCGGGGCGUAAGCACACGAAUCUUCGAGACCCGCCACCCUCGGCACCGCACCUCCUUCCGGCUCUCGAGAUCGAUUCUCUUCUCUGCGCCUCCUCUCAGCACUCCUCGUAAGCACUCCGACCCUCCGUCUCCUCGCGCGCCCCCGCUCGCCCUCCCUGCCCCUCAAAAUCCGUCGAGCUCGCUUCUCCCAUUCCACACGUCCCUCUCGCCCGGCGUGCGCAAGCCCUCGCAUUACGUGUCGCCACCGCUUCCGCCCAGCCGACAAAUCCGGAAAUUCCGGCCACAUCGCGCGCGACUAGCAGCUGUACAGCACACCGCACGGCUCCUGACUUUCGUCACCCGCUCGCGCACUCCACUCGUCCACUACCACCACCACCUCCGUCGAUCCUCCGUCCACCUCUACCUUCGCCAUGAGUAAUAAGGGUCGCUCGACACCGCGCGUCGUCUGCUGUGCGAUUCCUAUAGCAAGAGCAGCGGGCAAGGUCCUCGUCAUUACCAGCCGGAAACGGCCAAAUAACUGGGUCUUACCCAAAGGAGGAUGGGAGCCUACGGACGGGGUGCUCGAAGCAGCAGCCUCGCGGGAAGCCUUGGAAGAAGCGGGCGUCCGCGGCAAAAUCACGCGGUUCGUGACGACGAUCCCGUCGGCAUCAUCGACGUACCAUUUCUACGAGCUCGACGUCGCCGACCUCGACCACGAGUGGCUGGAGAGCAAGGAGCGCAGACGGGAGUGGGUCGACUACGCGGAGGCCGUCCGGCGGCUCUCCUGGAAGGCGGAGCUCGCGCAGGGGCUCUCGCUCUCGACGCUCGCGCCGAAGCGGUGAUAGCAGGCGCGUCGUCAUGCGGCGGAGGGCAAGGGGUUCAAGGCCGCCGCGUUGCCGCUCGUGAUCCCAGAAACAUCUCCCGACGCCGGUCACAGCUAGAAUCCGCACCGACGCCGCCCGCCCACCGUCGUCGCCGCGGCCGCCCCCGAUCCAUCGUUCGCUGCCGCUCUUGUCUUACACAUCCACAGACACUCGCCUGACCCUUGCUAUCGACACUCCCACUCGUAUUCGCGCUCCGUUCAAGUUCAAGUUCGUUCCCGUUCAAGUCCACGCCAACAUUGUAGAGUCCGCCACCGCUACCGCCGCCGUUGCUGCACGCCGUUCCAUCCACCCAAUGCUAUUCUGCUCCCCCACGCGUCCGCGUCCGCGCCCCGCAUCGCAUCGCACGACCCCCCUACUGUACCGACCGACGCGUUUAAUGCAUAUACCUCCCGAGCCCCCCUCCCCGCAUU
This is a messenger RNA of Trametes versicolor FP-101664 SS1, 1323 nucleotides long. RefSeq lists its product as uncharacterized. Bases 461 to 871 code for a protein of 136 amino acids. NCBI's taxonomy places the organism in Eukaryota, Fungi, Basidiomycota, Agaricomycetes, Polyporales, Polyporaceae. The transcript is spliced from 4 exons. Gene Ontology annotation, molecular function: endopolyphosphatase activity; bis(5'-adenosyl)-pentaphosphatase activity; diphosphoinositol-polyphosphate diphosphatase activity. The record is from RefSeq and is a predicted model, not a curated record. Gene Ontology annotation, cellular component: nucleus; cytoplasm. Gene Ontology annotation, biological process: adenosine 5'-(hexahydrogen pentaphosphate) catabolic process; diadenosine hexaphosphate catabolic process; diphosphoinositol polyphosphate metabolic process.